AUGUCUGACAUACCCCUGCGAAUCGCUCUUCUAACAGUAAGCGACACACGUGAUCCGAAAAGUGACUUAACAGCUCCGGCCGUCAAGGUCUGUAUACAAGAAAGCUUUUCAAAUGAGCAGAAGGUUGAAUUCCAAUAUGACAUUGUAAGAGAUGAGAAGUCUGACAUCGUUGAAAAGUUGAGGAAUUUCUCCAAAACUGCGGACGUUAUUCUGACUCUGGGGGGCACUGGAUUUGGUUCACGUGAUGUGACUCCUGAGGCCACUUUAGAAGUCAUAGAACGUCGUUGUUCUGGCUUGGAAGUUGCUUUGCACACUCGUUCUUUGGAGGAAACACCUAUGGCUGCCCUGUCAAGAGCUGUAGCGGGCAUAUACGGAAAUACCUUGAUUGUCAACUUUCCCGGAAGCCCGAAAGCUGUUCCUACAUAUUGGAAAGUCUUGAAGCCAAUCCUUCCUCAUGGAGUUAAACUGUUACGAGGCAACGACGUGACUGAAGACCAUGCGAAACUUCAGGGAAAGUAG
Auanema sp. JU1783 is the source of this 519-nucleotide messenger RNA. The record is from the annotation of a GenBank genome assembly. Lineage: Eukaryota; Metazoa; Nematoda; Chromadorea; Rhabditida; Rhabditidae.